Molecule: messenger RNA, 5562 nt
Organism: Choloepus didactylus (southern two-toed sloth)
Lineage: Eukaryota; Metazoa; Chordata; Mammalia; Pilosa; Megalonychidae
Gene: AATF
Product: apoptosis antagonizing transcription factor
Exons: 13
Coding region: 143-1852 (569 amino acids)
Biological process (GO): regulation of transcription by RNA polymerase II
Cellular component (GO): nucleolus; nucleus
Source: RefSeq, a predicted model, not a curated record
GUUGCCGACUAGGAGGCUCGCGCGGUUCUUGGCUGAAUUGAGGAGCCAUCUCCGGGCGAGAGGAUCCGGCGAGGGCAGAGUGGAGGGCCAGGGGCUUGGGCCGCAGAUUCACGAGCGUGGUGCGCACAGAGACCUGGUAACGAUGGCGGGGCCGAAGCCCCUGGCGCUGCAGCUGGAACAGUUGUUGAACCCGCGACCGCGCGAGGCGGAUCCUGAAGCCGACCCGGAGGAGGCCACUGCUGCCAGAGUGAUUGACAGUUUUGAUGAAGGGGAACAUGAGGAAGGUGAUUUCCUGGCACUGGGUAGCAUUAGAAAACUGGCAUCAGCAUCCCUCUUGGACACAGACAAACGAUAUUCAGGCAAGAUCACCUCUAGAAAAGCUUGGAAGGAAGACUACUGGGAGCAGUCUUGGCCAGGUUCAUCUGACAAGAACAUAUCUGAUGAGGAAGGGUCCGGAGCUGGGGAUUCGGAGGGACUGUGUCUGGCACAAUCCGACGAAGAUCCCAUGAGUGCUGCCGAGGAAGGGGAGUGUGGUGCUGAUGGGGUGGAUAGUCUGGCCCGGAGGAAGAAGAGCAGAAGCCCUUCUGGGACAACACCGGGCUUCAUUGCCUUCAGUGACUUUGAAAAAUUUGCUGAGGGGGCUGAUGACCUUGGUAGCAGUGAGGAGGAAGAGGAGGAGGAUGAAGAAGAGAGUGGCAUGGAAGAAGGGGAUGGUGAGGAAGACUUUGGGGUUGAGAGUGAGGAAGACGAGGCUGAAGUCAGGGGCAGUGAAGAUGAUGGUGUGGUGAUGACCUUCUCCAGUGUCAAAGUAUCCGAGGAAGUGGAGAAAGGAAGAGCUGUGAAGAACCAGAUAGCACUAUGGGACCAGCUCUUGGAAGGAAGGAUCAAAUUACAGAAGGCUCUGUUGACCACCAAUCAGCUUCCUCAACCAGAAGUUUUUCCUAUUUUCAAGGACAGAGGUGGCCCAGAAUUUGCCAGUGCUUUAAAAAAUAGUCAUAAAGCACUUAAAGCAUUGUUGAGAUCACUGGUGGAUCUUCAGGAAGAGUUGCUUUUCCAGUACCCAGACACUAGAUACCUAGUAGAUGGGACCAAACCCAAAACAGAAAGGAAAAAAAGUGAGGAAGAGAUUUCUAGUGAAGAUGAUGAGCUAAUAGAGCAGGAGAAGCAGCAGAGAAGGGCCCCACCAAAGAGGAAGCUGGAGAUGGAGGACUAUCCCAGCUUCAUGGCAAAGCGCUUUGCUGAGUUUACGGUCUACAGGAACUGCACCCUUCAGAAGUGGCACGACAAAACCAAGCUGGCUUCUGGAAAACUAGGAAAGGGUUUUGGUGCUUUUGAACGCUCAAUCUUGACUCAGAUUGAUCAUAUAUUGAUGGACAAAGAAAGAUUACUCCGAAGGACACAGACCAAGCGCUCUGUCUACCGUGUUCUUGGGAAACCUGAACCUGCAGCUCAGUCUGUCCCAGAAAGUUUGCCAGGACAACCGGAGAUCCUUCCUCAAGCCCCUGCUAAUGCUCACCUGAAGGAUUUGGAUGAAGAAAUCUUUGAUGAUGAUGACUUUUACCACCAGCUCCUUCGAGAACUCAUAGAACGGAAGACCAGCUCCUUGGAUCCCAAUGAUCAGGUGGCCAUGGGAAGGCAGUGGCUUGCAAUCCAGAAGUUACGAAGCAAAAUCCACAAGAAGGUAGAUAGGAAAGCCAGCAAGGGAAGGAAACUUCGGUUUCAUGUCCUUAGCAAGCUGCUGAGCUUCAUGGCACCUAUUGACCAUACUACAAUGAAUGAUGAUGCCAGGACAGAGUUGUAUCGAUCUCUUUUUGGCAAACUCAACCUCCCUGAGGAAGGCCAUAGGAACUGACAGCCCCGGUCUGUCUGGCUUCAGGCUUGAGGCGGGGCCUCGGAGCCCCCAGCGGCUGCCCAUCCAACCCCAAACGAGGAGCCCCGUCGGCCUGCUGGGGUUGAGUGAGAGGGGAACGUCCCUGGGGAAGGACUCUGUUGGGAGCUAGUGCCUAAUAAAUCCCAGGAAGCAGGUUUCUCCGUCUCCAGGGCUUUGGUGUACAAGGUUGCUGUCCUUCUGGUCCUGCGACCACCACCAGUAAAGAGCCUUGUGGCUGCCGCCAAAGGUUAUUCCACAAGCAGCGUGGUGGACUCAGCACAGCUCCUGGCCCGCAGUCAGUUGGAUUUAGAGCUCUAGCAGGACAGCAGAUUUGUUGGGAGGGUUUUCUUUUCUAUUCUUUUCCUAGCCAGACAGCCUCCUUAUACAACAUAAAAUUUCAUGGAAGGAAUAAUUCUGGGGCAAGAUGCUCUUCUCUGGGUGGAUGAUGUUUAAUUAUUUAUCAUGACUCUGAGGAGCAAGGAAUCCCAAGAAACUAUAACUAUGCUUAGGAGACUUACUCCUUUUGUUUCUGCUUUUCGCCCAUAAAGUUCUUCCAGAUCCUUUUCUAUUCUCACCACUCAUUCCUAAACUGUGUUAUUGUAAAUCUAGCAGGAGGAGAUGAUUCACUUGUUUUUCAUCCAAAGGUCAAAAGCUGGGAAUUAAAUCCCCAUAAGGGGGAUUUAUUGGCCUGCUGUGGUCAACACACAGUGAAGAUUAUCUUGCAUAAGUAAUGUGUGCAUCUAGGUAUGUCAGUAUAGGUCCUUUACCCAAAUCUUUAUUUAGAGUCAUGGAAUUGGAGAAGAAUUGUUGAAUCUAGGCAACUAAGUGCAGUUUCUAGUUAAUAACUUUUCACUACUUUUAAAAUCAGGUUUUGAUAGUGUUGUAAAAUGUCAAAACAAAGUGAGAAAUUUCUGUGCCCAGGAAUCCUACAUAUCGUUGACUUGGUGAUGGAGUACUGCUGCCCAGUGCCUGCAGGCUGUCUCCAAACUCCGCGAGUCCCGGAUGUCAUCUCCAUCAGUUUAGUUGUAACAUAAGUGUGUUUGCUGAGCCUGAGAUGGGGCAAACAGGAGGUGGGGGAGAGGGCUUUCCGUCUCAGAUUAAUUGGACCUUGGUACGUGGUGGUUUGUUUUUCCUAUAUUGGUAGUUACCUCUUGGGCUCGACUAUUAGGGAAAUGUUUAAUUUUCAGCACAUCUCCAGGGACCCAAAAGGUCAAUUAGGAGAAAUAGGAGAAUUCCCUGACUUACUUAUUUAAAAAUGGUCACUUUUUAAAAUAUAGAACAUCUAAUCCAGCCCAUCUAGCCUGAGGAUUCCAGUAAGUAGCAAGUAAGUUAUCUGUUAAUACUGAACUUUCUAUGAGCCUGAGCCAACCCACAUUUCCUAAAGAGAGAGAACCUCCUUGUCAUAGUCACUCUUUAUCUGAUGAGGAAAAAUAUUAUAAACAGGUACUUCAAAAUAUUUGGAGUCUAAUGUAUUUACUUAAAAUGAAUUAAAAACGGGAGAGAUGAGAAAGGAUGAACUGACAGAAUUUUCAGUAAAAUGCAGGAACUGACUUGCAUUUUAAAAUUCAGAAGACUAUCCUCCUUCCAGCCAAGAAUAAAUUGGAAACCAUUUUAAUUGACACAGAUACUGCAAUUCAACUGUUACUAGAAAGACAGAUUAGUUGAUUGAUUUGCAUUUUAAUAAAACUAAUACUUUACAUUUUGGUAGCUAAUGCUGAUUUUUAAAGAGUUCAGAACAGUUAUCAAGAGUUUCAACCCAGAGCCCCUUUUCAGUGUUGACUGAAGCAUUCCUCUCUUUUGUGUGGAGUUUGCUUAUUUUAUUUUUGCCCAGUUGCCUGCUUCACGUACAACAUUCUUAAAGCAUAGACCUUGAAGAUCUCGCCUGGACAGCAAGGCAGUCAGCGGGUCACCGCAAAUGCGUGGCAGUGUCCUGCCUAGCUCAGGUUUGGGUUGGGGAUAGGAGCUGAGGAGGAUGCAUUAGCCCCUUCUUCAGGAUGGAGAAGACAUCAGGCCUGCUUUCUUGUCUUAUUUUAUUUUUACUUUAAAAUUAAUUGCAGAAAGUAGAAGGGACAAAUAAAAAUAAGACUCAGCUGUAAUCCCACCACUCGAAAUAAUCAUUUCUCAGUAUUACCAUUUUAGUGCUUUCACUGUUGUAGUCUUCCUCUGUGUGCGGGCAUGACCAUGCUGAUGGGCCUGGGAUUCUCCCUGGAGAGGAGCCAGAGAGCAGUGAAGGUGGAAGCCUUAGUCUUUUCUGUGUUUGCUUUUGGACUGUUUGAAAUGUUUUACUUACCCUUUUAAAAGCAAUCAAAACCAAAAUAUCCAUACAGGCACACCCAACCCUGCUUCCAACACUCAUACACACCAGCAGUACAUAGUAUUCUCCAUUUUGAUAUUAAUAUCACAACAAAAAAUUAUUUCCAGAUUUUUACAGAUAUCAUUUAAGUCAUUUUAAUUGCUAACUAAUAAUUCCACUUGAGGCAUGUAUCACCGAUAUUUAACCAAAUCCCCUGAUGUUGGACAUUUAGGUGGUUUCCAGAUUGUUUGCUAUUAGGAAUAAUAUUGCAAGAACAUGUGUGUGCAUAAGCUUGUUUAUUGUGUUUUUUAAAAUUAUUGUUUUUUUUUUGGCAUUUAUUUUUAGGAGUCAAAUGAACCAGGUUAAAGAGUCUAAAUAUUUUAAGGCUUUUGGUACAUAUUAUUGAGUCUUACUUUAGGACCCUUGUUCACACCUCUUCACUUGCCUGGGCUGGUUCAUCUGCAGUAAAAUGUCUUGAGAAGCAGAAAGGAGAUUGGCUCUGGAGUUGGAUCCUGGGUUUAUUUCUUGCUCCCCAGGGAACCCUUCAAACCAGCCUCCUCCUUUGGGAUGAUUAAAGAGCUGCAGCAUAUAAUGUGCUCUGAGCUGCUCCAAUGAAAGAUGGUGGAUAAAUAGAAAGUGACACCCUUGUCUCCCUCCUUGGCCCCCAUAGCUUUUUUUUUCUGGCUGCUAGACCACAUAUAAUUUGCUCUCCACUCUCCCCUCCAGUUUUCAUUGUUCUUGCUACUUUGAGGUCUCCACCCUGGCAUCUCCCAGGCAGGCUUUCUUUGCCUUGUAUGGUUUGAGUUCCUCCCUGCUGCUCCAUACUUUGUUUCUGGUGGAUAACCAGUGGUUUCUGGGGUCACUAUACAAGAUCAUUAUUGUGCAUCGUCUGGGUCUCCUUUCCCAGCAGAAGACACUGCAGAAAGCCGGCUCCAACUAUUUCGGUAACAGAUCCACAUCUCUGCUUUAGGAGAGUUUGCUUUUAGAGUAGAGGUUGAUUUUCCUAGUCUCAACAUGCAUACUACAAUCCUUCCAAGGAUUGUAUUGCCUCUUUACCUCUUACCAUUUGAUCAAAAGGGAGCUGAGUUUGAGGCUCAGAACAAAUCCAAAUGUGAACAUUAGUUACUCUCCAGCUGGCACUCUGGAAAUGUAACAUGUUAAUGCCAAGAUCUGGAUCUUAAAGGAGGGAGCCACAGGUCUCAGCAAAGCUUUACAGACAAGUAGAGGUGAAGGGUGCCAUGAAGGAGCCCAAGGCUGCCAUGCAGAGUGUGGGUGUUUCAUGUCAGGACAUCCACCUGCCCCUCUGGUGACACCAUUAUCAUGUGACCCUGUGUCCUUGCUGUUCGGCUGCUGUACCUUUAAUAAAGACAAAUAAACAGUGGUCCUUGUCUAAAACGAA